This is a messenger RNA of Closterium sp. NIES-65, 1728 nucleotides long. The record is from the annotation of a GenBank genome assembly. Lineage: Eukaryota; Viridiplantae; Streptophyta; Zygnematophyceae; Desmidiales; Closteriaceae.
AUGCUUCCGCCAACUACUCCGCUCGCCUCGAACGCGGCGGCGAUUAACACACCCAAGAAAUGCGGCGGAAAAGGCGGCGGCAGAGGCCGCGGGAAAGGAAAAGGCGGAGGGAGUGUUUCCCAGACAAGCGGAGCAAGCGGGAUUGAGAUCGCGGGGAAUGCGGCGCACGCGGUCUUCGGCCAGUCCCCCGCGGUUCAACCGCGCUGCUUACCGCCCACGCUUAGCAUCCCGCCUCCCCCGCAGCUGUUCCCCCCUGGCUCCCCUUCCGCGGCUGGCGGAGCCCCGCACCUGCAGGCGCCCGGCACCCCCUGCGCGGGGAUGAUCCGCGCGCCUUCUCACCGCUUCCCCGCGUCUUCGACCAUCCACACCGCCGGUACUUACGGCAGCGGCGGGAGCGGAUGGAGCGGUGGAGGUGGCGGAGCGCAACCCGCGGAGUCUAUGAAGCGGAAGCGCCCGCGGUUCGCGGAGGAGCAGCUAGCGCAUUUGGAGGCGCAUUUUGCGGUGGAGCAGGAGCUCACCCCGGCCAGCAAGAAGCUGCUGGCGGCGCGGCUCGGCGUGAAGCCGCGGCAGGUGUGCGUGUGGUUCCAGAAUCGCAAAGUGCGGCAGAGAACGCGGGAGCGCGAGACGGAGCUGGAGGGCAUGCAAGCGGCGUACGCGAAGCUUCAGGCGACGUGCCGCGAGCUGCAAGACGACUACGAGCUCCUGAAAUCGGACUACCAGGAGCUGCUGCUGCAAAACACGCAGCUUUUCGACAUGAUGCAGGAGAUCGAGCAGCAGCUGGGGAACCCGCAGAUCCCACCCGGUGAUCGCCCCGUCACGUCGCGAUUCAAUGACACCACAGCCCCGGACAACCAGCCUGGCGGAUCUGCCCAAUCGGACCGCGGCGGGCAGUCGAACCAAUCUGAGGAGGAAGUGGAAAUUCCCCCGUUUCACAUCCACGCCAAGAAUCAAGCCAAUCCGGUCAAGCCCCCUUCGUACCAGAGCAACUCGCCCGAUUCGUCCUUGGAUGAGAUCGGCGGCGCGCCGUUCGCGCUUCCCCCUCCCGCCUUCCCCAUGGGCGUUGCGCCAACCUCAGCACCCCCCGUGCUCUUUGAGCCCCUCACAGCUUUCGCCAACCCUGGUAACCGCGUGGGGGAAUCCGAGCAUUUCGUCGCUCCCUCCAACCAGCAGCAGGGUCCCGAUCUCUACGACCUCUACUCCCAAGCUCCCGCUAGCGGCGGCGGCGGCGGCGCCGAAUUUUUGGAUGGCUGGAUGGACGGCGACGCGACGGCGAUGCAGCAAUCUGCUGGCUUACCGUUCGGCCUGACGGCAAAGGCUCCGGCGGAAGCGGAGGCGGAAGACGGGGAGAGUGAUUCUGAGGCUGCAAGGAGAACAGCAGUGCAUGGCGGGAGGAAUGCUGCGUUCGCUUCUCCUAGCGGCGAGCUCGUCGAGAAUGGCUUACCUCUUGACGUGUUCUCCUCGUGGAAUGAGGGGCUGCCUCAGGCGUGUAUGGAAGGCGCGGGAGAGGCGGAACAGCGAUGCGCGGGUGGGGAAUUCGCGGGCGCAAGGGAGGAUACGAGCGGAAGCAUGAGGGGGAAUCAGGAACCGUUCGAUCUUCUGGGAAGCAUGGAGGGCGCAAUGGGAGGGAUGGGGUGUGCCGAGGAUGGCGACGCGAGCGGUGGUGUUGCUGCUGCGGACGACAUGGCUAGCAUGUGCGGGUUCGACAUGCAGGCUUAUGCGACUUUCUGA